UUGCCAUUUAACUGACCUUACUUAGUUUUAAUUUCAUCCGUCAUUAUUUGCAGAGAUGGAAGACGCAAAAAGGAGAGCUUUGAUCAAAUCCCAAGCCGUCAAGAAGAGGGAAUCCGGCGAGGUGGUACCUAAGGUGUCGGCUUCAGCCCCUAAGAGGAAACCGACAUCAAAAUCCAACCGUCCAUUUAAGCAACCAAAGGUCUCUCUUGAACCUGUGGUCGGUUUAAUGGCUGAGGGUAACAAGACCGUCACCCCAGCUAAGCAGGGGACGGGUAAAGGAUUGAUGACGGCCCCAGACGGUAAGCAAGAGAGACCUCCUUCCCUUCUCCGCGACGACUCCAAGUAUGCAUUGGAGAAGCUGUCGUCCAUCAUCACGGCGGAAGACUAUGAAGAUCUUGGAAACCACUCGACGGAGGCCAUGGGGGAGACGGGCCUCUUUGCCGUCGCUCAGUCCUUGGUCAUGAUGAAGGGACUACUGGACCGGUGUCUCAACCGUGAGAGUACCUUGAACCGGGUGCGCGCGAAGGCGGAGCAGACGGAGGAAGAGCUCGGACAACUCCAUAAAUGGAGGUCCAAGAUGGAGAAGAAGCUGGAGCUUUCUGAGAAGGCAAGGAAGGAGCUGGAGGAGAAGACGGUCUCUGCGCUGACGGUCAUAGAGAAAAAGGAGGCGGAAAUCAAAGAACUCAAGGAAGAGAUCCGUCAUGUGAAAGAGGUAGCCGUCGAGGAGUACCGAAGCUCAGAGUCCUGCUUGGGCGAGCUGUCAGAUUCUUUCCUUCAAGGCUUCGAUGAUUCUCUCCGUCAAGUCAAGAAGGCCUAUCCAGAGCUGGAUUUGUCAAUGGUCAAACUUGAGGACCAAGCCCAGACUUCUGCCCUCCCCGUCGCCUCCGAAAAUACGGAGGACCUCUUUGGCGAAGACGCUGCUCAAGGAGACGGAGAGUCCGUCCCGUCAAAGGAUGUCCAAGUCGCUGAACAAAAGAAAGAUUAAUGUCUAUGUAAUUUAUUUUGAGAA
Messenger RNA from Quercus robur (English oak), 1009 nucleotides. RefSeq lists its product as uncharacterized. NCBI's taxonomy places the organism in Eukaryota, Viridiplantae, Streptophyta, Magnoliopsida, Fagales, Fagaceae. The transcript has 2 exons. The record is from RefSeq and is a predicted model, not a curated record. The coding region runs from base 56 to 985 and encodes 309 amino acids.